Messenger RNA from Trichechus manatus latirostris (Florida manatee), 4365 nucleotides. RefSeq names its product SRSF protein kinase 2 (gene SRPK2). Gene Ontology annotation, cellular component: nucleus; cytoplasm. The transcript is spliced from 15 exons. Lineage: Eukaryota; Metazoa; Chordata; Mammalia; Sirenia; Trichechidae. The record is from RefSeq and is a predicted model, not a curated record. The coding region runs from base 229 to 2193 and encodes 654 amino acids. Gene Ontology annotation, molecular function: ATP binding; protein serine/threonine kinase activity. Gene Ontology annotation, biological process: intracellular signal transduction; spliceosomal complex assembly; regulation of mRNA processing.
CAUGUGCAUAGUUUAGCAAGGCCGGAUGCCUCUGGAGCUUUUUCCCUUUAUAGCACCAUUGAAUCCCAGACCUAAAAGAAGUACUGCGAAUCUUGUGGCCUUGUUCUGAACAAAAGGGAUUAGAGAAGAAAAAUCUCUUGAUAAUAAGGCUUGAAAGCAAGGGCAGGCAAUCUUGGUUGUGAAUAUUUUCUGAUUUUUCCAGAAAUCAAGCAGAAGAUUGAGCUGCUGAUGUCAGUUAACUCUGAGAAGUCGUCCUCUUCAGAAAGGCCAGAGCCUCAACAGAAAGCUCCCUUAGUUCCACCACCACCUCCACCGCCACCGCCACCACCCCUGCCAGACCCCACACCGCCAGAGCCGGAGGAGGAGAUCCUGGGAUCAGAUGAUGAAGAGCAAGAGGACCCUGCGGACUACUGCAAAGGUGGCUAUCAUCCAGUGAAAAUUGGAGACCUCUUCAAUGGCCGAUACCAUGUUAUUAGGAAGCUAGGAUGGGGACACUUCUCUACUGUAUGGCUGUGCUGGGAUAUGCAGGGGAAAAGAUUUGUUGCAAUGAAAGUUGUAAAAAGUGCCCAGCAUUAUACAGAGACGGCCUUGGAUGAAAUAAAAUUGCUGAAAUGUGUUCGAGAAAGUGAUCCCAGUGACCCAAAUAAAGACAUGGUGGUACAGCUAAUUGAUGACUUCAAGAUUUCAGGCAUGAAUGGAAUACAUGUCUGCAUGGUUUUCGAAGUGCUUGGCCAUCAUCUCCUUAAGUGGAUCAUCAAGUCCAACUACCAAGGUCUCCCAGUGCGUUGUGUAAAGAGUAUCAUUCGUCAGGUCCUUCAAGGUUUAGAUUAUCUACACAGUAAAUGCAAGAUCAUUCAUACUGACAUAAAGCCAGAAAACAUCUUGAUGUGUGUGGACGAUGCAUAUGUGAGAAGGAUGGCCGCUGAGGCCACGGAGUGGCAGAAAGCAGGUGCUCCUCCUCCGUCUGGGUCUGCAGUGAGUACCGCUCCACAACACAAACCUAUAGGAAAAAUAUCCAAAAACAAAAAGAAAAAACUGAAAAAGAAGCAGAAGAGGCAGGCUGAGUUAUUGGAAAAACGCCUGCAGGAAAUAGAAGAAUUGGAACGAGAAGCUGAAAGGAAAAUAAUAGAGGAAAACAUCACCUCAGCUGUACCUUCCAAUGAGCAAGAUGAUGAUUACUGCUCAGAAGUGAAGCUAAAAACAGCCGGGUUAGAGGAGGCAGCUGAGGCAGAGACUGAGAAUGACAACGGUGAAGCUGAGGACCAAGAAGAGAAAGAAGAUGCUGAGAAAGAAAACAUUGAGAAAGAUGAAGAUGACGUUGAACAGGAACUGGCGAACAUAGACCCUUCAUGGAUAGAAUCACCCAAAACCAAUGGCCAUAUUGAGAAUGGCCCAUUCUUACUGGAACAGCAGCUGGAUGAUGAAGAGGAUGAUGAAGAAGAGUGCCCAAACCCCGAGGAAUAUAACCUUGACGAGCCAACUGCAGAAAGUGAUUACACGUAUAGCAGCUCCUAUGAACAAUUCAAUGGUGAAUUGCCAAAUGGACAACAUAAAAUUCCCGAGUCACAGCUUCCAGAGUUUCCCACUUCGUUGUUCCCUGGGCCCUUAGAACCUGUGGCCUGUGGCUCUGCACUUUCCGAGGGAUCCCCCCUUAACGAGCAAGAGGAAAGCAGCCCAUCCCAUGACAGAAGCAGGACAGUUUCGGCCUCCAGUACCGGGGAUUUGCCAAAAACAAAAACUCGGGCAGCUGACUUGUUGGUGAAUCCCCUGGAUCCACGGAACGCAGAUAAAAUUAGAGUUAAAAUUGCCGACCUGGGAAAUGCUUGUUGGGUGCAUAAACACUUCACAGAAGACAUCCAGACACGUCAGUAUAGAUCCAUAGAGGUUUUAAUAGGAGCAGGUUACAGUACACCUGCUGACAUUUGGAGUACAGCUUGUAUGGCAUUUGAGCUGGCAACGGGAGAUUAUUUGUUCGAACCGCAUUCUGGGGAAGACUAUUCCAGAGAUGAAGACCACAUAGCCCACAUCAUAGAGCUGCUAGGCAGUAUCCCAAGGCACUUUGCUCUAUCUGGAAAAUAUUCCCGGGAAUUCUUCAAUCGCAGAGCGUGGUCUUCUCCUAAAAGGAGAAAUUGUGCAUUCGUGUUUGGGCAGUGGAGAAAGACGUGGACUUUUACAACUGGGGAAUUCUGCUGAAGAAAACACUCAAGAAGUAAACCUGAACCAUCUGGUAUCUGUGGAAUAAGAAUUUUGUAAGAACCACCUUCCCCUCCCUGCCUCUCCCUUUUCCUGCCUCAGGCACCAAUUUGUGUAUUUGUUUGUAGUAGGCGUUUUUUAGAAACCAGCAAGACUUAUCUUUGCAUUUUGCACGUUGUUCAUGGACCCAAACAGAGUGCCUCUGCAGCACAGCACAAGUGGCUAAGAGACUGGACUUAACACAAAGCUCUCCUUUGGUCUAUCUCAGCUAUUUAAUUAUGAAUAUAGGAGGAGCUGGCUUAAUACAGUAGUUGUAGGCCUGUGAAAUCCUAUGCACAUCAUGUUCUUAUCAGUCGGAUCUUAUUUCCCAUUAUAUCAUAGUUGAUUUAUUUUAAUGUUGUUGUUCUUGUUCAUUUUCCCUUGACAUCGACUUGAACGACUGUCUCAUUGCCUUAUGUAAUCCCCAGUUAGUGAUCAGUUUUAAAAAACACCCAGAAGUCCAAAGAAAUUUUUUUAAACACUCCUCAAUGCCAUAUUCUUUUGUGAGAGCAUAGUUGUUCCUCUUAAUUCAUGUUUUCCCACUUUAAAUUUUUAGUUGCAAUACGCCUUAAUAAAGAACUUAGAAAGCUGAUGUGAGCAGGACAUGGAGUUUGUAGAAAUUUCUGAAAAUCCCAGAUACUUUCCUAUCUCCCCUACCUUAGCCAAAUUUGGAAAAUCAAUUCGACUUUUUAUUUUCCUGUGAGAUAAGGAAUUCUUGUAGAGUAAUAAUCCUUUAUUAUACACUUUGGUGAUGUUCUGCUAACCAGCCUUUGGUUUAUCCUUUAAAUUACAUUUCCCUGUAAAAUAUGCAAGACCUGAGAACCAAAUGCACCAAAGUUACGGGUGAUGGUGAUUUUCUCCUCCACUUUCUCUGAGUCCUUUGACCACACCUCUCAGCUUUGCUGGACCACCCAGUGGAAGUGACUUGUGAAACUAUGUAACUAGAUAGCUUUUUAAGGCUUAUCACAGGAAAAGAAAUUGUCAUGGAAAAAACUGUCAGACCACCAGCAUUAAUUUUUGGUUGAGGAUCUGGCCCCCGAGUCUGGGUCAUAUGAGCAAGGGGCAGAGUGGCCCUACUCACACAGAUUAUCACAGGCCAUGUGGAGCUAAGGGCACUGGCUUUGCCCUUCACUUCUGUGUUCAGUGAUAGAGCUGGGGUUUGAUCCUGUCAGCUGUGAGACCGGGGCAUAUCACGUAAUCUCCUAACUUCAGUGUCCUCAUCCAUGAAAUGGGUAACAAGUUGCAUUGUUGUUUUAAGAACGUAUAAGAGGAUGAUAUAAUAGCUGUUAUUGUUGCUAAAGCAGAAGUUACAAACAGGAAAGCAUGGUAAACAUUCGCACAGCCUUCUAAACAGCAAUAUUACUGAGAGAAUGGACUAAGGUUUCCCAGGAAACUUCCAGAAAAUGUUGUUUAAAAAUAACAUUUUAUUUAUUUGGAGAAACUCUGGAUUAUUGUGGGCUGUUAUUCUCUGUGGCGGGGGAAAUUGUUUAUUUUAAUUGAGGCAGACUUCCAAAUUUCCAAAUGUUUUCAGAGCCUGUGGGAGAUGGACUGGCCCCAGGAAGACUUGGCUGAUAGAUGACUUCACAGUGAGCUCCUACCCACAGCCCUUCCCAUCACCUGGUGAGAGCUGGUGGAGAGGGGGCCAAGUGGAGCUCAGUCAGCCUCGUCUGUCUUGGAAAUCGAGAACAUCAUUGACCUAAUGCUGCCCCUGAGGACACGUGGGGCAGGCAAGAGAGGCACUGGGCCACAGCACUUGCUCAUUCUAGUCAAGUAGAGUCUCCUGAAGGUAGAUGGGUAGAUUCCAGCACCAGGGUUUGGGAACUGUUUUCCCACCACAGGAAUCUGGGUGGUGAGGACCUGCAGCUAAGAAAGGUGCCUGUGAAUUAAACCUUUAUUGUGGCUCUUCUUGAGUAGUCCUAGUGGUGCAGCAGUUAAAGUGCUUGGCUGCUAAGCAAAAAGUCACCAAUUGGCAUGUUAGAGUGGAUUUAUCAGGUUAGACCCACAGACUCACAGAGUGCCCAGGGGACAUACCCUUUACCACAAAGGUGAGGAACAGAUUUGUGAAGGGAGCUCCAGCAUCCUUGAAGACUGCUGUGAUUGCUAUUUUAUGUAAGUCAGAUUUGACAGUGGGAA